AUGGCAGAGCUGCAUUACUCCAAUGGAAGCCUGGCCGACUCGAUGGAGUACAACUUCACUCGUAUAGCGGACGUGAUAUGUAGCUACGAGUAUCCCUAUGAGCCUGUCAGCACCACGUCAAUCGCCAUCAUAUGCAUGUUGGCCGUGUUCAGUGUCGUGGGCUCAAUCGGAAACAUUCUCGUCAUAUAUGUAUAUGCCCAGAGAAAGGACCACCUGACGUCAUCUGUGUUUAUUUUGGCGUUGGCGGGAACUGAUUUCAUCACGUGUCUAAUUGUCAUCCCGUAUACUAUUGUCUCUAUUUACGAAAACUAUGUUCUUCGUUUCGAUGCCGUGUGCAAGUUUUACAAUUUCCUUAUUACGUCCAAUGUGCCCCUGUCAGCCUUCAUCAUGGUAGCCAUUGCAGUAGAUCGCUAUAUCUGUAUCUGUCAUCCGUUCGUCCACAUACUGACUGUCCCGCGGGCUAAGACAACAGUCUCCCUUCUCGGAGCCUUUGCAUGUGUUCUUGGCCUAAUCACCGCUCUGAACUACGACGUGUACCAGACGUUUCCAGAAAUUGCUUUGAACGUUUCAAACGGAUCAACUCUUGAACAGUGUGAACUGAUAUAUACUGGUGUAUGCGUGCCUACCAAUAAGAUCAUACCCCAAUCGUUCCGCGAGGCUUAUCAGAAAGUAUACGCCUCAUUUUUUCUUAUAUCCGUACUGCUAGUCAUUGGUCUUUACUCGGUCAUAUACCGGUCGGUGAUAUCGCGCCGGGCGAAAAGACAGAAACAGAAACGAACAAAACAGUUUUCCACCACCAUGGUCCAGACAGACGAAACGACCCAAAUCACUUCAAUUAAUCAUACUGCAACAUCAACGUCAGGUGCCGUCGACACGAACGUGGAAAUCAAGGAAAAUGGCUCGUGUUCGAAAGUUGUGACACAGAAACUCAACAAUGGCGAGACUGUCCCACUGAAAUCGGCGCCUCCUAAAAACACUCUGAAGGAGAAGAAGGAUCAUGUUCUUCUGGCAAAUAUCAAGAUGGCGAUCAUGCUAUGUAUUGUGACGGUAGUAUUUAUUAUAGCCUUUCUCCCGGCUUGGUUGAUGGCCUUGGAGUGGAUUACGUACCAUGAGUUCGGUUUUUAUAUCUACUUCAUUUACAAUGUGGCAAAUCCGGUUAUAUACGCUUUUAUGAACCCUACGUUCAGGAACGACCUUCUAAAACUGCAAUCAUGUGGUAAUGGAAGGUAA
Mizuhopecten yessoensis (Yesso scallop) is the source of this 1230-nucleotide messenger RNA. Its product is annotated as orexin receptor type 2-like. Gene Ontology annotation, cellular component: membrane. NCBI's taxonomy places the organism in Eukaryota, Metazoa, Mollusca, Bivalvia, Pectinida, Pectinidae. The record is from RefSeq and is a predicted model, not a curated record. Gene Ontology annotation, molecular function: G protein-coupled peptide receptor activity. The transcript has a single exon. Gene Ontology annotation, biological process: neuropeptide signaling pathway. Bases 1 to 1230 code for a protein of 409 amino acids.